Cyclocybe aegerita is the source of this 2373-nucleotide messenger RNA. The record is from the annotation of a GenBank genome assembly. Lineage: Eukaryota; Fungi; Basidiomycota; Agaricomycetes; Agaricales; Hemipholiotaceae.
AUGUCCGACCUCCCACCGAGAGGUCGGGGCGCGAGGCCCCCUGGGGCGGUUCCUAGGAGCCGUCGUGGGGGGGACUCGGGCUCCGCACCACCAGCAAUACCACCAUCGGUCGCUGGCUCAUCGUCUUUUGGCGGUGAUGCCUCACCAAUCUCGCCAGACCCUACCUCGACUAGGGCCACAUACUCGACGGUUGUGCCAGCUCGAUCUCGCCACACGUCGCCCCGCCGCAGGUCCUGUUCCACCACGGGUUCCGCCCAUUCGCCCGCAGACGAGUCUGACUCAGGGAUGGCCCACCCCCAGGAGAUGGAGGUAGAGGGCACUCAGGGAGGGGAGGAGGUCUCGAGGGACCCCUCCGUCGACCCUCUUCUAGGUCAAUACGCCUUGAAGUUCCGAGACACAGUCGAGGAUCUUCCUGGCGAUCUUGAGGUAUUGACCACCUCCAUUGCGAAGGCCACAGACUGGGUUCUGUGGGCCGUGCACCACAAUCCGCUCUCCAUCGAUGGGGGCGAUGCCUUCGUGGCCCAGAUGAUGUCCUUCGUGAACGCCGUCAUGGCCACUGACUUUGAUCGUAUUCGUGGACCAGGCGAUCUCGACAACUUCUCGCUCGCCUCUCUUCUCAAGGCUGAGACGUCUUCCAAGGACGAGCCGACCAUCCACCUGGCUCCCGUUUUCAGGCCUCCUCCUCCUGCUGCCCGCAUUGGACGACCUUGGUCGCCCGGCCUCCCCUCUCGCAUCCCCGCUUCCAAGAAGCGUAAGGGUGUCGAUCGUCCGGUCCCACCUCCUCAGAAGAAGAAGAGCAAGGUGGCCUACUCUUGCCCUGGUCCGCCUCUGCCGAUCAACCGCGCUACCAAACCCAAGCCCUGUCCAACGACGUGGGCAGGGAUCGCACGACAGGCCGCUCCGAUGCCUCCCCCGCCUCCUGGCCUGGGACCGCAACAGCGCAGGCCUUCUCCUCCCCCCGCAUUCCCAACGGGUCCGAUGAAGACUUCACCUCAUCGGUCCGUUCCUUCUUUCACUUCCGAGGGCCCCACCCAGAAGCAGGUUCUCGUGUCGUUCGGGGGUACCCCUCCCGACCUCACGAAAUUCUUCACCGAGUCGGCUGUCCGUGCAGCCAACGGGUACUUAAGGGAUGGUCGAUCUAUGUUGAAGGUCACCUCCAUCGUUCACGCCUAUGACGGUUUGUCAUUGGUCACCCCCGCUGUUGCCAGCCCGUCCGAUCUGGACAUCCUGCGCAACUUCAUCCGUGAAAGCCUCCCAACGGGUACUCCGUUCGAGGUUGCACUCCCAUCGUCGACAUCUUUUAUAAAGAUACUCGAUGUUCCUUACUUCGAUCCGAAAGGGUUGAAGAUCACCCAGGAGGCGCUUGAAAAGGCCCUCCGUACCUCGGUUCACGCUGAGGUUUUCGCAUAUCUGAGCACCAAGCCUCGGAUCGACCGCAACUCGGCGCACUCGACAUCGUGCACCGUGUACUGCAACAUCUGGGACUCCCAGCAGGGAACCCGUGCCAAGAAGGCCUUAGGCCAACCAAUCUUCCUUGCCGGGCGGUCCUGCGCAAUCAGGCCGGCCGCACAACACACCGGGGUCCCGCUUUGCCAGCGUUGCUGGAAGUGGGGCCACCCCACCGUCGCCUGUAAGGCGAAACAACUCUCUUGCCCCAUCUGCUCAGGGCCGCACGAGCAGAAGGAGCAUCGUCAACAUGCGGGAUGUUGCAAGGGCAACGCGAAAGCGAAGCCCCCUGUGCUGCCCACCCCUCGUGACCAGCCCUGCCCCCACAAGGGCCGCUGUGUCAACUGCCACAAGGACCAUGCUGCCAACUUGGCUUUGUGUAACUUCUGGGCCCAUCGCUACGACCAUGAGUGGAUCAUGGCCGAGUAUCGUCAGGAAACCCCUUGGAAUUUCAUAAGACAUGCACCGUCUAUCACAAGUAUGGAGGGCGAUGAGGUCAUCAGCGCACCUAAGCAUCCGGACUGGCUGCAGAUGGUAUGCAUUAAGGAAGGGGAGGUUCCCCACGUGAUCGCCUACAUCUCGACUAGGCUCUCCUGCUAUCGUCCCGCUAUGCGUCGCGACAUUGUCGACCAUCGCGACAUCCUCGUCCUCUCCCUCUUUAGCGGGGGCAAGGUUCUUAACUUAAUGAAUGUCUAUUCUGAUGAUCAACACACAGCCAUUGAGCACCUCGCUGCUCGUGUGCAUUCUUUACCACCUUUCAUUUAUAUGGCUGGUGACUUCAACUGCGUGUUGACGACUUGGGAUGACUAUGAUCAUGGCGAGUCGUCGACGGCAAUAUCCCUGCGGGACACCGCAUCUCAGAUCGGCCUCGAGUGGGCACGACCUUCUAACCAUGGACCGACGAGAAUCAGUCCUAAUCCAAACUAG